Entamoeba invadens IP1 is the source of this 429-nucleotide messenger RNA. Its product is annotated as protease U48 caax prenyl protease rce1, putative. Bases 1 to 429 code for a protein of 142 amino acids. Gene Ontology annotation, biological process: CAAX-box protein processing. Gene Ontology annotation, molecular function: metalloendopeptidase activity. Lineage: Eukaryota; Evosea; Mastigamoebida; Endamoebidae. The record is from RefSeq and is a predicted model, not a curated record. The transcript has 2 exons. Gene Ontology annotation, cellular component: endoplasmic reticulum membrane.
AUGUCUCUCGACGACAAAGUUGCUGUUCUUCGUAUUGUGAUAGCAGCACCGAUCAUUGAGGAAACCCUUUUUAGAGGCGUUUUUAUACCAUUUCUGAUGACACAUGGAUGGGGACAGAAAUUCGCGUUUGUCUACUGCUCGACACUCUUUGGGUUGGCACACCUCCACCACCUUAUCACAGAAAGUGUUAUUGAUACCAAGAAAGUAGUCACCGCCAUAGUCCAAGUGAUGUUUACAACACUAUUUGGCAUGUUUUCGUCGUAUGUCUAUUUCUGUACAAAGUCUGUGAUAAGUUGUGUGUUGUGUCAUGCUCUUUGUAAUUACCUUGGCUUCCCAGACUUCUCAAACUUGUACGACAAUAAGUCUUUGAUUGUUUACCUUGUCGGCAUUACACUCUUCAUCUCCUCUUUUGCCAUCCACUUCAUUUGA